AUGUUGAAGCUGCACUUCUCCGUGACGGAGGAUGAGGCCACGCUCUUAACGGUGAUGACCACGGGCCUGGCCACGGAGGUGGAGGUGCCGCGGGGCAAGGACGUGGGCUUUGCCAAGAACCGCGCCAUUGACAAGCUGUGGCCCAGCAUCCCCUUCUGCCACGCGGUGGCAGCGCUCUCCAAUCUUCGCAUCUUCGACGACCAGGGCGAGGAGCUCAACGACGGCGACGCCUGCAGCGCCCUCUCCGAGGGGCAGCACCUGCGGCUGAGCGCGGCGCCGCCCGGGCCGCGCGGGGUGUCCGCCGGGCCCGUGAGCGCUGGGGCGCAGGUGUUCGCCAGCACGGUGAGCGCGGUGGGGCGGCACAAGCUAGGCCUGGAUGCGGCCGGGUGCGGGGCUCCUAGUGAGGAAGAGUUGAUGAAGCUACCCUUGAAGGAGCUCAAGGCGCGGCUGGCGGCCAGUGGCUUAUCCGCUGAGGGUUGUUUGGAGAAAGCCGAUCUGGUCUUUGAACACCCAACCACCGCCGAUGACAGCGGACUAGCCGCCUGCGCUCCGGUGCCACAGGUGGAGACGCAGCAGAAGAAGGUCGGCGCCUUCAAUGCGCUCUUCGCUGUGGGCGCGCUCUUGGGCCUCAAAAAGUGGGAAAGUGGGAGGUUCUUGCCCGCCCUGGGCGACAGCGAGUCUGGCGCCGUCUUGGCCGAAUUCGUGUCCGGCACGCGGAAGGUGCCGAUUGAGACCUUCUUCAUCGACAGCAGAAGUGCAGCCUUCCUGCAGGCUGCUCCCGAAGGGAAACAGCUGUGUGAGCCGGGGGCCCAAAUGAGGAAGAUCCAUUUCCUCGGCGGCCUCGGGGUGCGGGAGCUCCACGGCUUGCGCGUCGCCUACCUCUCCGGGGGCCGCGCUGUCCAGCGGCCUACGGCGGCCUCGCGCAGUUCCUUCAUGGGUACCGCAGGCCUGGCCAUGGGUCCGGUGCUUCUCCUCUCGGGGGACAUCGUCACGCUUGGGGCUGGCCGUGGCGGUGAUGGGACGCCGCUGGGCAGUGUCCGUGCACCGCACGGCUGGGUCGAGGGCCAUGCGUGUUUGGGCCUCUGGAAGCGCCUCACCAGCCGUAGGGGUCGGAUGGGCAGAGCUGCGAGCGCCAGUGACCUGGGUGUGGACAUCACUCAAGAGGAGGUCGAACUGACCUCGCACUAUGGACGUUUGGAACUCAUCGCGUUGACCCCGGCGGCGGUGCGGCGGGCGGAGCGCGUGCCGACGGUGCUGGUGAAUGUGGGAUGCUACUACACGCUGGCGGACACCUUGGUGGCGGUCGAGGGCCCGCGAUACGUGGCGCAGGGCUAUGCCUACGUGUUAUGGCGGGCCUCAGGGCCUUUGGAAGAGGUUGCGGAUCUGGUCUUCCAACGCUGGCGUGCGGAUGCGGCCGUGGUGUUGGAUUGGCUGGGCCAGCAAAGUUGGUGUGAUGGCCGGGUGGGCUGCCAUGGCUACAGUUUGCUGGGCAACACCUCCUACGCCACACUGGCGGCGUCGCAUGCGCCCGACGCUCCCGCCGAGCGUCCCCUGGUGCGUGCCGCGGUGCCUGCCAUCUCCUUCUCACGCAUUCAGCCCACGGUCUUCGUGCGGGGCCAAAGCCUUGCCGCUGAGCUGGCAUUGCGCUUCCUAUGGCUCGCCGAGAAGGGCCUCUGCCAGGACAUCAUCCUGGACAUUCUCCGAACGCUUGGCAUGCCAAAGAAGCAAGCUGAGAACAUGGCGAAGGACCCAUGCAACGCGCCCGGGUUGACUUGCAAUUUCAAUGGUGCGGUCUAUGCUGUUUAUUUGGAUGGCCAUGAUUUGCGCGGACACCUCCCUCAGCAGCUCAACCAGCUCCACUCCCUGUGGAUACUGUCCCUUGCCCACAACCAGCUGAGUGGCGAAAUUCCCAAGGAACUCAGCCUGCUGCAGUCUCUGGAGCAUCUACACAUUCAUGACAACCAGGUGACUGGUGAAAUCCCCAAGGUGCUCAGCCAGCUCCAGUCACUGCAGGUUUUAAACCUUGCGCAAAACCAGCUCAGCGGCCGAAUUCCUAAGGAGCUUGGCCAGAUGAAGUGGUUGAGGUUGCUCUCCCUUGCCCAAAACCAACUCGACGGCGAUUUGAGGGAGAUCGCUUUCAACAACACGAACCUGGAGAGUCUUGACCUGAGCUUCAAUUUAUUGAGUGGUGAGCCGAGGAUGCGUUUGCCCCUCGCUAAGCUUAAAGGACUUGAUUUGAGCCACAACGAGCUUGCCGGGGACAUCUUAAGAUUUAUCGAGCCUUUCUGCAGUACGAGCCCUCCCGGAAUGUCAUUGCAGCAGCUGCGACUAAACCACAACAAGCUCAGCGGUGAGCUGCCUCCAUGCUUGAUGCAGUUAAAGAAUUUGCAGCUCCUGGCUCUUAACAACAAUUGCUUCUCCGGAGCAAUUCCAGAAGUCCAGGCGCCCGAGCUGGUGGUGUUGGUUCUCCACAAGAAUGCGUUUACAGGGAAGUUGCCAAACGGGCUGGAAACUCUGGGGCGCUUGGGAGUCUUGACGGUGCACGAGAAUAUGCUUGCAGGCGCGAUUCCACAAUUGAGCCUCACCACCCCAUGCAUUGACAAUCCGCGGUUCAAUGUCCAAGGAUGGAGUUGCAGCCUUCUAAGCAGCAAUUGGGCUACAUGCCACGAAUCAUAUCUCAAAUCGUUUCUCCGCAUCCUCGUCGGCCCCCAUGGUUUUCAGCAAGUGGUGAGGAAUUGCCCUAGAUGGUGCAAGGCUUGCCCAAACGGAACGGCAAACAUGACGCUUCACAGGAACCGCCUGUCAGGCAACAUCCCAACUAGCGUAACUAGCAUCGACAGGACUGAGGUCUUAGGCCUUUGCAUCAUGGGAAACAUGCUCGGGAACGGGCGAGAAGUCAACUCAUCAUGGAUACUGACUGAAGAGAAGCAGCCCUUCCUUUACUAUUCGCCGAAGGUGUGGAGCUCUCACAUUCAACUGUUGAGUGGUAUGUGCGUCUUGCUCUUUGGCAUGGCGGUUUUCAGCUGUCCACUUGGCCGAAAGUACCUCCAGACACAUCGCAGCUUGUGCAUAGGGCAGGCAGUUUGGGUGGUGGCCUCCAAUGUGGCAGUGUUGAAAGCUGCGGGGAGUGCUUUUGUACUGGCGUGCCCGCUCUUACUUUUCUUCUGGCGAAACGCUCGCUACUAUGCCGCUGCGCCACCCUUGUGGAACAUAACUGCUGCCAAUUUUGAAGCAGACCAAGGGGUGGACUCUGUUAUAGUCGCCUGUUGGUGCGUGAUGGCAUUCUUUUUUCGCUCUGUGGUUGCAAGCAUGCCCAAGCGUCCAUCUUCGCACGCCACUGCUUUGGCCAAAGCAAGCGCCCAAAAGCGACUUCUAAGAGUUGUGGCUUGGGUAUGUUGGUUCGUUAUUGUGUUCAUUUUUUCAUUGCCGUCCAUUCUCUUUGCUUUCUCCCAAUCUUUGCCUGCACACAACUUACUUCCGGUGAGUGAUCUUGUCUUGCAAUGGUUCAACAGUCUUGCUCCUUAUCUCAAUGUGCUCAUUGACAUGGUCUUCUCGGCCCCGGUCUCGGCCAAGUAUGCAGCCGCCACAGGCAUCAAAGCAGAUCGUCUACUGAUGACUUUUCGUCUCUUUUCCGCUUGGUUUGUGGCGCUGCUUACAACAUUUGCAUUGGAUGAGAACUGCUUAUCAGGCUGGAAAUGGACUUGGACUGUGUGCCAGCCAGGAUCUGCCAACCACCAGAACUUUAACUGGGAAGUCUUUGGCGAAGAAAUUUUGAACACUGACAAGGACAUUUGUGGGUCCAGUGAUAGCUGGUGGUCAGACGGUCGUUGUAGCCGGGCCAUUGUAGGGAACUUGACGCCCUUCCUUCUCAAAAAGCUCAUGGUUCGAGCAACCGUCCAACCCUUGAUGCAAUUGCUUCUGUGGCACUUUUCAACGCUGGAUGAAGAAAGAGGCAGCUGUCAGGGAAGACAUUUGAAGCUCUUUGGUCAGAGGAUGACUGGGUCCCUGGAACCUUUACAGCAACUGUCGCUGCUGACUACACAAGUGGAACUUCUCAUUUUCUGGACUCCAUUUGUUCCUCUACUGAGCUUCGCAAUAUUUGCGGUGGCUUUGGCAAAUCUCUUCAUAUUCGAUGCUGGGUUGUGGAACUUCCGAGUGGCUCUGCCAACGGAUGACAUGAACAGCAGGGCUGCCAUAUCAACGUCGUAUUUACGAUUUGCUCUUUGGUCCGGCUCCUCCUUUCAAUUAUGGUACGCCUUCGGCACCAAGUUGUUUGGUCGAUUUGCGUUGCUGGCAGUUCACAUCGCUUUCAUCGGACCAUGGGCAAAGCACUUUCUGCCUUUGGACCUGGCCAGACGUCACUUCUGGACAGAGCAUCAAACUGCCAGCGAUGUGGUGAUCGAGAUGACCAUUCAGAAUGACCAGGAACUAAAUAAUUCAUGA
Durusdinium trenchii is the source of this 4443-nucleotide messenger RNA. The record is from the annotation of a GenBank genome assembly. NCBI's taxonomy places the organism in Eukaryota, Dinophyceae, Suessiales, Symbiodiniaceae.